ACAGCAAUGGGCCAAAAACAUGGAUGGAGACAUUGACCCCCUUCUUCUAUCCUAACUGGUUGCUUGCAUCGCGUCUCCUCAGCGGGUCACUGCACUCCAUCUAGGCCAGUGGCGGGACACACCCAGUGGGGGCGGGGUUUGUUCCCCAGCCACUGAAUAAUGGCGGCGCGGAGUGCAGCGGAAACGGGAAGGCGGAUAUGAAGCAGUCCAGUACAAUAAAUAAGAUAUGAAUGUCUCUGCACCCGGCCUGGCAAUCACGGAGAAGCCGGGGAGUGACAGACUGGGCACAUAUGCCUCAAUAAUAGCCACAAUUCAAUACAAAAAACACAAUUACCGGGAAGUUUGACUUCGUGUCGAGCUCCAGACUGGAAUACCGAGGAGCGGCUCCGCUGCACACGGGUUCUGGAGCACCGGGUCCCGGCUUGGAAGCCGAUGAAGAGUCCGCGGUAGCCGGGCCGCAUGGAGGUCCGUCGUCCGUAAUUAAAACGACUUCUUCGGCGAUUAUCUUUCUCGGGUCUUCAAUCUCCCUUCACCCCUAUCCUCCCCAUGGAUCAUAGGGAUGCCCUAUCAUCACCUCCUCCUCUCCAGACAGACCAGCAGAAGGAUUCCUGGAUCGCCUUGCAUUCUUAAUACCUUGUUUCUCUUUCUGCCCAUCUUGCAACUCCACCACGUUCCCAUGUCAUACCGGGUACCUGGAUGGUUUACAAAGUACUAUCGGGCCCUAGAGCAAGGCAUGUAUCUGCUGUUGACACUUUAGUGUUUGUCAAAGUGGAAAUGGUGUCUUGGGGUGUUAAGGGAGAUAAAUCGGCAUCGACAGUGGGAAUGUGAUAUCCAUGAUGGAUCUGAGAGGAAAAGGGAUCAUUCCACCUUUGAUGACUGUUAGUGGAAUCUGGGAACUCAAAAGUGGCAGACAACAGGGACAAAGGAUUGUACUUUAAGGACCCCAAACACUUCAUUGCUUCUUAAGUUUGGUCUAGAGGUGCACUUUUAAGCUACGUGUCUCUUAACCUUUCUUCCCCUUGCGUCUUUUUUUUUUGGGGGGGCUUGCCCAUCUGACCUCAAACUUCCGCCCCUCUCACAACAGCCGUCCUCCCCCCUCGACCCCAGACAUCGUCCGCCUGCCUCUCCACCUCCUCUGCCCCUCCUCCACACCACAACCAUUCUCACCCUAAGCCAGCACCUCACACCACCAUCACUAGCUCUCCUCCUCUGCCCCCUCCCUUCCUUGCCAGUGUCUUCAACGGAAACCAUGGAGAUGGCUGCCUCUCCCUCAUCCCAGUCGUCCUCAUCAUCGGCCAACAGCAGUGCCCGGGAGCACCUCCUGGCGGUGCGUCGACGCACCCCUCACACCCGGCCGUACACGAUUGGUCCAGAUAACCUCCGCAGCCUGUCGGCACAGGGCACAGCCGGAGAAGUCGUUGCCUCUGUGCCCUCGACGUCGUUAGGAAGCCAACCAGAAGCAGUGGGAGUUGGGCUCCAGCGGGCCAACAGCGACACAGACCUGGUGACAUCAGACAGCCGCUCAUCACUUACAGUGUCUAAGUACCAGCUGACUCUAGGCCAAAGCCAUCUGGUAAUCUCCUGGGACAUCAAGGAGGAAGUGGAUGCCACCGACUGGAUCGGCUUGUACCACAUCGAUGAGACGUGCAUGGCCAACGUGUGGGACUCCAAGAAUCGUGGAGUGAAUGGCAGCCAGAGAGGACAGAUCGUGUGGAGACUGGAGCCGGAACCCUACUUCAUGGAGCCGGAGACUAAGGUCUGCUUUAAAUACUAUCACGGUGUGAGUGGAGCAUUGAGGGCAACUACACCUUGUAUCACCAUCAAGAACCCUGGAGUACCGGUGGGCAGUGAAGGCCAAGUUGAGGACCAAUCAGGCACUGAGCACUGUCGUAAACUCGUCAGCUUCACCCUAUCCGGUAUACGGGCAGUAAGUCUGAAGAAGGGCAUGUUCUUCAACCCUGACCCCUACUUGAAAAUGUCAAUACAGCCCGGGAAGAGGAGCGGCCUCCCCAGAUUCACCCACCACGGCCAGGAGAGACGCUCCUCCAUCAUAGCCAACACAACCAACCCUGUGUGGCACGGGGAGAAAUACACCUUUGUGGCUCUGAUGACUGACGUGUUGGAGAUCGAGGUGAAGGAUAAGUUUGCCAAGAGCCGACCGAUCAUCAAGCGGUUUCUGGGUCAGCUGAUCAUGCCUGUACAGAGGCUUCUGGAGGGGCCGGCCACCGAUGAUCAGCCGGUCAGCUAUAGCCUGUGUCGUCGUCUCCCUAUGGACCACGUGAGCGGGCAGCUCUCGUUCAGGGUGGUUGUCACCGCCACUGGACAUGAAGAAGCCUCCCCACAGGCUGUGGGAGUCCACUUAGGUGCAGUGAACGGUGAUCCUGGAAGCCCCUCAGACGACGAAGACCUCCCUCACCAAUCCUCCUCUUCACGCUUCACAUACAGACCUUCUCCCACAGGCCCUGACGAAGGCUCCAGGUUAGUCAAUGGGGCUUGUUACAAUAGCGAUGACAGUAUAUGGCAGGAGCCUGGGCAGAUGGGACAGGAAGAUCCGCUUGCUAGGGGUCUGGGCUGUCACACCCACCGGCAAGUGUCGCUCAACGACUACCUGGACACCAUCGAGGCUCCGAGAAGCCCCAGGGACCGACCUUUCGUAGGGCCCUCGCCGAAACUCCGCUCCAGCUUUCCAACAGACACGCGGCUAAAUACCAUGCUGCACAUCGACUCAGAUGAGGAUGAGGAGACGGCGGGGCAGCACCGAGAGCAAUCCCAGGAGACGAGGACACAGCAAAGUACAGACUUGGCCUUAUCGAGGAGAUGGGCUGAGUCUCAACAGGGCAACGAGGGUUCAAAAGGAGAGCCAGAGGGGCAGACUGGACUUGGAGCUGGGGCCACAACAGACGCAGGUUUCUCUGCCAGUGCUCAGUCCGGAAGUGAAUCUGCAGGGGCCGAACCUGUAGAUGAAGCUGCCAAAGCACAAGCAGGAACGUCCACAGCGGCCAGGACUGCAGCUGGGACCAGAAAGGUGGCUGGAGCAUUAGCAGAGGUUGCACCUGCCACUGGAGCAACGGUGACAGCUCUGGGCUCAUCUCAGGCAUCUGGGAAUGAUGUACAAGCAGUAGCUGGGUCGGGAGAGUCUGUGGGGGAAUGUACCUGUCAGGAGCAGAGCAGCAGGAUGGCGGCCAACCAGGAGGUGCCCUCACUUGGUCUACUUUCACCCAUUCAGGAGGUGGAGACAAGAAAUAUAGUGGCUCCGAAGGCCGAGGACGAAGGGGAGUCAUCAAGCAUUCAGGCAAAUGGACCAGUAGCAGCAGCAGCUCCUGUGAGCAGCAUCAUAGAUAACCAAGAAGGAGGGAUUUCUGAAGUUGGUAGUGGAGCGAGAGCCAGCGGUCGGGAGGAGCAUGAGGUGUGGAGCAGGAGACAGUCCAUGCAGGCCUCCGGAGGCACAGCCCAGAACGAGGAUGCGCGUGCGGCCGGAGGGAGUGUGAACGGGACAGUCGGGGUGGACAGAGAGACAGACUGGGAGGCUCGUAUCGACAGCCAUGGUAGAAUCUUUUACGUGGACCAUGUUAACAGAACCACAACUUGGCAGCGUCCCACUGCUCCCACCGCCCCGCAGACCCUCCAGAGGUCCAACUCCAUACAGCAGAUGGAGCAGCUGAACCGCAGGUAUCAGAGUAUACGUAGGACAAUAACCAAUGAAGGUAGACCAGAGGAGCAGCCAGCCAAUGAGCUGCUGGCAGAUGAGACUGACAUGCAACCUUCCAUACCAGGUAAUCCUCUCAUCUACUACAUUAUAGUCUAUCUAGCCUGCAAAGCAUGUCCUAGAGACUGUGUUUGUGUUGCAGAGCUGCGCAGGGACAACAGUGUGGCUCAGUCCAGUCCCAGAUCUCGCCUCACUCUGCUGCUUCAGUCCUCCAGCGCGAAGUUCCUCACCAGCCCCGACUUCUUCACUGUGCUGCAUGCCAACCCUAGUGCCUACCGUUUGUUCACCACCAACACGUGUCUGAAGCACAUGAUCAGUAAGGUUCGUCGGGAUGCUCACCACUUUGAGCGCUACCAGCACAACAGGGACCUGGUGGCCUUCCUCAACAUGUUCGCCAACAAGCAGCUGGAGCUGCCGAGAGGCUGGGAGAUGAAGCACGACCACACUGGCAAGUCUUUCUUUGUGGACCAUACCGGCCGUGCUACCACCUUCAUCGACCCCCGGCUUCCUCUCCAGAGCACUCGGCCCCCAAGCGUCCUGUCCCACCGCCAACACCUGACUCGGCAACGCAGCCACAGUGCCGGGGAGGUCAGCCCACGGCGACUGGCUAGUGAAGACCCCCGUCACGCUGGCCCACCCGUCCUGCCCCGUCCUUCCAGCACCUUCACGUCUGCCAACAGGGGCCAGUGUCAAGACGUUGUGCCAGUGGCUUACAAUGAGAAGAUUGUUGCGUUUCUUCGACAAGCAAACAUCUUCGAGAUUUUGCAGGAAAGGCAGACGGACUUCAACCGGAACCAUUCACUCAGGGAGAAGGUGCAACUCAUACGCACAGAUGGAGGGUCAGGAUUGGCCAGGAUGUCAGGUGAUGCUGAUCUUGUCAUGCUACUCAGUCUUUUUGAAGAUGACGUAAUGUCCUACGUACCUCCUCAUGCCUUACUUCACCCGAGCUACUGCCAGUCACCUCGGGGGUCCCCCGUCUCCUCUCCACAGAACUCACCUGGUACACAGAGGGCAAACGCCAGAGCCCCAGCACCCUACAAGAGAGAUUUUGAGGCCAAACUGCGCAACUUCUAUAGGAAACUGGAAACUAAAGGCUACGGCCAAGGACCAGGGAAGCUAAAGUUGAUCAUCCGUCGUGACCAUCUGCUGGAAGAUGCCUUCAACCAGAUCAUGUGCUAUUCCCGUAAAGACCUGCAGCGCAGCAAGCUCUACGUCAGCUUUGUCGGGGAGGAGGGGUUGGACUACAGCGGGCCUUCCAGGGAGUUCUUCUUCUUGGUUUCCAGGGAACUGUUCAACCCUUAUUAUGGUCUUUUUGAGUACUCUGCAAACGACACUUACACCGUCCAGAUCAGCCCAAUGUCCGCUUUUGUAGACAAUCACCACGAAUGGUUCCGGUUCAGUGGUCGUAUUCUGGGUUUGGCUCUAAUCCACCAAUACCUGCUAGAUGCCUUCUUCACCAGACCCUUCUAUAAAGGCCUACUGCGCAUUCCAUGUGACCUGAGUGACCUAGAGUACCUGGAUGAGGAGUUUCACCAGUCCCUUCAGUGGAUGAAGGACAACGACAUAGAAGACAUGCUGGACCUCACUUUCACUGUCAAUGAAGAGGUUUUCGGACAGAUAACAGAAAGGGAACUGAAGCCUUGCGGAGCCAACAUCCCAGUAUGUGAGAAGAACAAAAAAGAAUACAUUGAGCGUAUGGUGAAGUGGAGGAUAGAGAGAGGAGUGGUGCAGCAGACUGACAGCCUGGUCAGAGGCUUCUACGAGGUGGUGGAUGCCAGGCUAGUAUCGGUGUUUGAUGCAAGGGAACUGGAGCUGGUGAUCGCCGGCACAGCUGAAAUUGACUUAUCAGAUUGGAGGAACAACACAGAAUACAGAGGAGGUUACCAUGACAGCCACAUUGUGAUCCGGUGGUUCUGGUCAGCAGUGGAGAGGUUCAACAAUGAACAGAGACUACGGCUUCUGCAGUUUGUGACCGGGACAUCCAGUAUUCCUUAUGAGGGCUUUGCUUCUCUGCGAGGCAGCAAUGGACCUCGCAGGUUCUGUGUGGAGAAGUGGGGCAAGGUCACUGCACUACCCAGAGCCCAUACCUGUUUUAAUCGGCUGGACCUGCCACCAUACCCGUCCUUCUCAUUGCUGUAUGAGAAGAUGCUGACCGCUGUGGAGGAGACCAGCACCUUUGGGCUGGAAUGAUUCAGCUGACCUCAAUAGCUGCUGGUCAUCAUGAAAAGAGAGGUAGCCAUGAAGAAGAUGGAUUUCAAGUCCAAUUUCUUGGUUGUGUUUAAUUUAUAAUGGGCUAUCACUGAUGCUGACCUUUUUGUACAUUGGACAUUUGUAAACACUUGUUUUUUGUUGCACCUGCACACAAUUCUAAUUAAACACACUAUUUAAUAAAACACCCUUUUACCUCUGUAAUGUGAUGAAUGAAGACCCACACUGCCUUUGGGACUAGAUCAGGAUUUUUUUUUGCUUUUCUCUUUGAUAAUAGUAGUUAAAGUUUCAAAUGUACACAUCAAAGAAGAAGCAGCCACUGCCUUCACAACAAAAGCUCAGUGGACUCAGCCUCUUUUAAUCCAGUGUGGUUCAACCUGUCCAGAACUGUGUUUCUUGCAGAAGAGUAAGUCUUUUUGGCCUGUAUUACAAACCACUAAUGCAAUUUUUUCUCGAAGCCAUUCAAGGUCUGCCUGAUAUAACAUUUGGUAGGUUUUUUGGAAUUUUCCCCAUAACUUCUAUAGCAGAUAGAUAGUCUCAAGACAAAAGCUAUUGUAUUUUACAAUACUUUCAUCUUCAAGAAUAAGUGAUUUUCUAAUGUGGCAGUUACAUGCAGAUUGUGUGAGAAGUGAUUUUGUACCUGAUUUGGAUCAACCGGCAACAAAAAGAUUUGGCCACAAUUUUUUACAUUUUUUUAUUGAGUUAUAGUUUUGAUGGUAAGAAAGUAACAUGCACUUUUGAAAUCGUAUUACAUUUAUUUGGAUUGUAGCAGACAAUUAAUAUACUCAAGUACAACAAUAAAUACCUGCAAUUGUUCAAUAGUUAUUGAGAUAGUUCAGAUCAAACCAAUGUGGUUAACAUUGCCCUCCCUUCAUCCUAGCAUGGCUAAAAUGAAGGGAUGAAUGUUGUAGCAUAACUUUUUAGCUAAUGUAAGAAUGGACUGGCUCUGAUUAUUGACCAUGUUCAAUGUACAAUCCAGUUCUGGAUUCUUUCUGUAUGUCUACCUAGUUCAGUUUGGACGAAUCAGUAGUGAGAGAAAAUUAAAUGAUUUUAUAAUUAUGGACAUUCCCUAUUGCCCGACUACAGCUACUGGUGUGAAAAACAAAGUAAGGGAAUAAGAUUUCAAGAUAAAGAUUCAAGGUUUUAUUUUAAGUUCAUUUAUUAUCUACUCACAGAAAAUGACCCUGAGAUAUUAAAACUGAAGGACCGACUAUUUUUCUUGUUUAAACUUUUAAAGAAUGUACACUAAACCCGAUUACAAAAUAUCAUUAUUUCCGGUUUAAGUUUCGUAGGAACGUUGGUAAAUGUUCGUGUGCAAAUUCAGUUUCAAUUCAAUUGGGGUAAAAUAUUCCAUUCUCAUAGUAAAAAUAUAUUAUUUCCAUAACUGAAUGCACUGCACUCAUCAGAAUGGACCAACGUUUUGAGCCUUAACCGGCUGCCCCUAAUCCAAACAAACGACCACUCUUUCUGUAUUGUCCACCUCACUUUUGAUAUGAAUGUUUGUCAGCAUUGCUCCUAACAUAAAAUAAUAUCCCUAUA
Molecule: messenger RNA, 7453 nt
Organism: Pseudoliparis swirei
Lineage: Eukaryota; Metazoa; Chordata; Actinopteri; Perciformes; Liparidae
Product: E3 ubiquitin-protein ligase HECW2-like
Exons: 30
Coding region: 1250-5896 (1548 amino acids)
Biological process (GO): regulation of dendrite morphogenesis
Molecular function (GO): ubiquitin-protein transferase activity; protein binding
Source: RefSeq, a predicted model, not a curated record